Molecule: messenger RNA, 1862 nt
Organism: Sebastes umbrosus (honeycomb rockfish)
Lineage: Eukaryota; Metazoa; Chordata; Actinopteri; Perciformes; Sebastidae
Exons: 3
Coding region: 30-1862 (610 amino acids)
Molecular function (GO): nucleic acid binding; zinc ion binding
Source: RefSeq, a predicted model, not a curated record
UGUCGAGUUGGUGUUGGAAUGCUGACUAAAUGAGAGGUGCAGUACGUGGAAGAGGUCGGCCGAAGAAAUCCACCUUGGCAGAAAUGGAGAGAAAGAAUGCUGAAAGGACAGUGGAGUUUGAGCCACCACUUGAUGGAGCCAUGGCCGCUGGAGAUGAAGAAGAAGAACCAGUGGUACGGCCAAAAAUACUUAUAGACCGUGUUGCUAGUGAAGAACUCUCUGCCACAGACUUUUUUGAAGAAAUGAGAGAGUUUAUGCGACGGUCUAGACAAACUGAAGCGGUACUUUUUGAUCAGAUUAAACAGCUAAGAGGUGAGAUGGGAGCAAAGUCGACGCAGGACUGGAUGUCAGAUGAACAAUAUGAACAGCCUGACCAACAUUAUCCUCAUGCUAUACCUGCUGGUGUUUUAAAGCUGCAAGCUGAAACCUCCAUGCACCUGCCCACAGUUAAAGAACCAAAGAAAUUCAUUCCACUUCAAGCUAGUGGGCCUGUCUCCUCAUUACAGCAACUGUUGCCUCAGCAGCAACAGCGUGCUUCUCCACCAACCCGGUCUGUCAGGCCCCAUGUCAGUGAACCAAGAAUACCUGACUUCAAAGAAGGUGAAGAUCCAGAGAGCUUCUUUGUUCGGUUUGAGCGGAUGGCCAGAACAUGGGGGUGGCAGCCAGUGGAGUGGGCAGCCAGAGUGGUCACCUUAUUGACGGGAAAAGCUCUUGAUGCUUAUGCUGGAAUGGACGAAGAACAAGCUGAAUCCUACGAGGCCGUUAAAGCAGCAGUGUUAAUGAAGUUCAAUGUGACAGAGGAGACUUACAGACAGCGUUUCCGGAGCACUAUUGUGCCAGUGGGAGAAACAGUCCGUGAAACCUACAACCGGAUAAAGGGACUUUAUAAACGAUGGAUGCGACCAAACAGCCGCACUAAGGAGCAGAUUGGUGAGUCUAUUGUUUUGGAGCAAUACCUCCGUGUGCUCCAACCAGACAUUCGCACCUGGGUAAAGGAGAACGAUCCCCAGACAGGAGAGGAAGCAGCGGACCUGGCAGAACGCUACACAGCUGCUCACGGGGACCCUUCAAGGAAAAAGUUGACUGUUGGGAAGUCAAGGUUUGGGGAGACCAAACCUUACGGUUUGCCUGUUGUGGACAAUAAGGACAUUGGGGUUGGUAAGAAACCUGUACAUUCAAACUUGAAACCUAACUUCACAUGUUUUUACUGUCAGCAACCUGGCCACAAAGCUUCAUUUUGUCCUUUAAAAAGAUCAAAAACAGUUGAGUUGUGUUCUGUACCUCGUCCUGAUAAUGAUGACCAUGAUGAUGUUAAUGAGAAUGAAAUGAUUCCACAUAGACAUGUAGUAGAUGUCACAGUUAACGGUCAUGUGGCAAAGGCUCUGGCUGACACUGGUAGUUCGCAAACUUUGGUAAAGUCCAGCCUACUCCACAACUCACUGACUAACUUUGAACGAAAUGUAAAUAUCACAUGUGUUCAUGGAUGUAGGAAAGAUUACCCAACUGCAGAAGUGAUCAUUGAGGUUGAAGGGCAAGCCUUUAUGUUAACUGUUGGUGCGCUAGAUCACCUAGCAUAUGAUGUAAUCCUUGGAGAAGAUUUGCCUGUGCUAGACAAUUUGGUCCAGCAAAACUCCAGAGUAUACUCUUGUGCUGUAGUGACUCGCUCUGUCACCAAGGGACAGGUGAGAGGCCCUUUGGACAUGCUGAAGGAGAACUGGGUGGCUGGUGUGGCAACGUCACCAACAACGAACAUCAUCUCCUACAUUCUGCAGAUGCGAGACAAACUGGAAAGUUGCAGAGAAAGAGUCAAAGAAAACAUGCUGGAGGCUCAACAUAAACAAAAGGUGGAGAGCAUGUUCUGA